AUGACCGAUUCCUGGCGUGAAUCUACAAAACCCUACCCCCCGGAUCCGGAUCCCUGCGAUCGCAAUGAAAUACCCGGAGAUCUGGAGCUGGAGGAGUAUUACGCGGAUUAUCACCGACGAGCACGAGCAUCGCCACUAACAGCGCCUUCGCGAGGAAUUCCUAGAGCUAAAAUAUACUAUAGGAUAGGGAAGAACCACGACGAUGAUAUGAUAGUGGGUCUAGCUAGGGUUUGUCCAUUUUGCGUGGGAGUUUGGGCGAGCGAGCGCGCUGCCGGAUCUGUCGACAGUCGACCAGCGAUGACAAGAUCCAGCGGAGCUAGGGAAGGCGAUUGGAAGUGCUCCGGCUGCUCCAACCGGAACUACGCGUUCCGGUCGCUGUGCAAUCGUUGCAAGCAGCCGAGAAUUCUGGUCGACACUGACACGCCCCCGGAUUCCAAAUGGCUUCCUCGGAUUGGCGACUGGAUAUGCGCGGGCUGUAGCAACAACAACUAUGCCUCGAGAGACAAAUGUAACAAGUGUGGCAAGCCCAGAGACGUCGCAGCCUUGCCACUGUCUGUAGCCGCCGCCGCCGGGUCGGGUGCUGCGGUCUCGGCGCCUCUCGCCAAUGGAGCCGCGCUGGGCCUCAACAUGGGGAUCAUGCCGGCUCCAAUCUCGCUCGGCACUUGGAACAUGAACGCUGCUGCUCUAGCCAGAAGCGUCCGCUUGAGUGACAACACUUUAGGAGGUGUUGGUGGCGGUGGCGGAGGCGGUGGAGGCGGUGGUAACUGGCGGAUUGGGGACUGGACGUGCACCUGCGGCUACGUGAACUAUGCUUCGAGAACCACGUGCAAACAAUGUCAUUCCUUGCCAGCGAUCGCAUUGCCGCAACAAAACUUGAGUACAGUUGGAUAUCAAGUUUCUGGGGUGAAGCGCCAGGCCUCUGAUGAGUUAUCAAACGAUUGGGUAACCAAGCGUCCACACGUUGAUCUCUUGCACCAGGCCUACAUGGCAUCUUUUACUUCUUGCGGAGGAUGGAACGACCGUUCAGGGCUUGUCCUCGGAGGGCUCAACUUGAUCCCAAACCUGGGACUUCCCAAUCCAGCAGCAGCGGCAGCGUUGCAAAACCCUCCAAACGUCGGAAAGGGAGCCAAACACUGGCGCGCUGGAGAUUGGAUUUGUACAAACUGUGACAACCAUAACUACGCAUCCCGGGAAUGCUGUAACCGUUGUGGACGUGACAAAGACGCGGGUCGGCCCAUGAAAGCAAUGUAAUGCUACUCGUAACCGCUGAUUUUGUAUGUACCAUUAACACCAUUCUUUGCACUGGGAAUCUAGUCAAAGAUGGUAUUUGAUUUGGGUUGACUAUGUAAGGUUGACUUGUUUCCGUUU
Selaginella moellendorffii is the source of this 1368-nucleotide messenger RNA. RefSeq lists its product as uncharacterized. Gene Ontology annotation, cellular component: cytoplasm. The record is from RefSeq and is a predicted model, not a curated record. The transcript is spliced from 9 exons. Bases 1 to 1251 code for a protein of 416 amino acids. Lineage: Eukaryota; Viridiplantae; Streptophyta; Lycopodiopsida; Selaginellales; Selaginellaceae. Gene Ontology annotation, molecular function: mRNA binding.